Molecule: messenger RNA, 2166 nt
Organism: Eurytemora carolleeae
Lineage: Eukaryota; Metazoa; Arthropoda; Copepoda; Calanoida; Temoridae
Product: chloride channel CLIC-like protein 1
Exons: 16
Coding region: 18-2030 (670 amino acids)
Cellular component (GO): membrane; endoplasmic reticulum
Molecular function (GO): chloride channel activity
Source: RefSeq, a predicted model, not a curated record
AGACCGCCAUUAAAAUAAUGACCCGCCUCAUGGGAAAACUAGCUGGGCUAGUUGUGCUGGUCAUCCAAGCUGCUCAUGUCACUGGGAUGGAUGAUGAUGGACACAAUUUUGACGAUUUACUUGACUCUCCGGAUGAACGUGGAAACUGGGUGGAUCCAAUAGAUAUGGGAUUUGAAAAAAGGAAACCCAAUCUCAAGCAAUCCCAAUCCUAUCUUUCUGGUCAGCAAGCACAACUAGUUGAAACAUUGUUGGAUCUGGAGAACUGUAGGAACACGCUUAGAUCUCUUAUUGAGGAAAAAUCCCAUCUCUCUGUUACUCCAAGUACAUCUACUGGGUCCAGUACUCCAAGUACAUCUACUGGGUCUAGUACUCCAAGUACAUGUACUGGGUCCAGUACUCAGAGUACAAAGCUUAUUAAACCAAGUACAAAGAUGGAUCUUUCUAAUGACAAAGAAAAUUACAAUUAUUGUCCAAAAAGAGAUAUAUUUCUUCAGCGCCAUGUGUCAACUCUGCUGAAGCAUUUAGUGUUUGAUGGAGUGUCUGGUGCUCAUAUACAUGCUGAGAUUAAACUAUCCACUACUCAGAUUGCUACUCUUAGAACUUUUAGCUCUGGGUCUGGUGGAAGCGCCUAUGACGUGGAUAUUAUUCUCUCCAACAUGAUUCUAGGAUCAGCAGCGGUCAAACAUCCGCUCAUGGAUAAAUGGCAGAGUUUCAAAGAUCUAAGUGAGAAAAUAAAAGAACCUGUUCUUAUUCUUUGCACUGCAUUCUCCCUGGCAUUUUCUAUCCUAUUCAUCUUUAGAUAUUUUACUAUUUGGAAGAUUUUCCUAGUACUGAUGAUUGUAAGUGUCUGCUGGCACUGGCAGCAUAUGCACAAGGAAGCAUUGUCUGCUAAACAAGCAAAACUAAUGCAGCAUCGGAAUAUACCACCAGAGUGCAGUCCGAAUUCUAUGCCAUGGACAUCCUUUUUUAAAUCCUUCGUUGUUUCUGAAGACAAGUGCAAGGAAUAUCACAAGGCUUUGUUAGUGGAUCCGUUCUAUGAGGUGAGUCCCUUGAUGGCAUUCACUGACCUCCUUCUUAACCUCUGCUUUAGACCUCUCAGGGUGUUUGGGAAAGAAUUCUCGGAAAUGGUGAACGAAGUGAACUCCCGAGUUCCUGUUCUAUUGUCGGCGCCUGUUCUAGUAGCAUUAUUAUUACUGAUAGCGUUCAUUCUCAUUCUUAUCUCGGGAUACAAGAUACGUCUGCCAUGGUUCCUAGGUGAAAUAAGUCCUGGCCGAUCUAUAAACUGUUCCCUUGAGACAGAUAUACAGGAGAUAAAACAGUUGUUGAAACAAGGGAAUAGAGAUUCUGUGGAUUUCAGAUCUCAAACAUCAGAAUCUAAUUAUUUGAUGCAAACACAUUCUACAGGUUCCAGCCAUCCUCCCGCUCUUUCUAAACAACAAUCCUGUGUAGAGGAGAUACUCUGUAGUUCAACUAGGCCUAGAGAACUAGAUGAACCUGGAAACCAAACUCAACCCGAGUCGACAAAUAUUAUUGACGUAGAAGAGUCUAAAAGUAGCAAAGAAUCUACGGUUAGAAGUCAGGUUGAAGAGUCUGGAGAAAGAAAUGACCUUUUAACAGAAAUCAAACUGAAGAGAUUUCCAUCAGACGGGUCAGAAUCCGGAAAAAGAGGUUUAACAGAGGUACCAAAAUCUUCAUCAGAAGAAUUAGAUUCAGGAGAAGCUGAUGAGCGUUUAGUCCAUCCAAAACGUCCUGAACUGGUUCAGCAUAGCGCAACAACUCCGACCAAACUACGUUCUCCUGUUCGUAAACUUGACAAUACAAGCUUGUUAAACCAGGAGACAGACUCGUGUUCAACUUCCUCAACAUCAAGGGAGGUUUCUUCGUCUGUCAAUCGAGUAGAUCGUUGGUCCGACGAUUUUGAAGAGGACAUGGAAAUCCUGGACGAAAAUCUUCUCCUCUCUUCUCCGAGUUCUCGUGCUUAUCUAUCCAGGGUUGAGGAGAUCUUGAACCUUGACCAGGAUCCAUCCUAAACCUCUUCAACCUUCCAGACCACCCGGAGCUUUUAAAUCAAACCAAUCCCUCGUACCUGAUGCCAUUUGGACGCUUCGCAUUUAAUGCUGAUUUAAUUAUCGUGACAUAAAAUUAUUUUGAUAUUAUUAUUUCAGA